CUGCUACCUGGGGAGGAGUGUGUGUGGUGCAGCGCUGUGGGAAGCAACAUGGGGCUCACUAGGAUUUAAAUUCCCCUUAAAGCAUACAGAGGACUGAUAACUCCCUCAGGAUGCAUCAGCUGCUCGUGGUGACCUCAGUGCUUGUGGCACUCUGCUCUUUAGGGAGCGUGGAUUCUUCGGCUUAUGACAAGAUAGUCACCCACAGUCGCAUACGGGCCAGGAAGGAAGGACCCAAUAUGUGCGCUCUGCAGCAGGUCGAGGGGACAAAAAAGAAGUACUUCAGCACAUGUAGGAACUGGUACAAAGGCUCAAUCUGUGGCAAGAAGACCCAAGUCCUAUAUGAAUGCUGUCCUGGGUACAUUACGCUGGAGGGCAUGAGAGGAUGCCCUGCAGUGGCUCCCAUUGACCAUGUCUAUGGUACCCUGGGGCUUGUAAAGGCUACGACCACACAGCAAUACGCUGACAUGUCCAAGCUGAGAGCGGAAAUUGAAGGCAAAGGCUCCUUCACCAUGUUUGCACCUAGCAAUGAAGCCUGGGAAAUGCUGGACUCUACUGUACGAUCUGCACUGAUAGGCAACGUGAACAUCGAGCUGUACAACGCUCUUCACUACCACAUGGUAAACCGCCGUCUUCUCACCAAAGACUUAAAGAACGAUAUGACCGUCCUUUCCAUGUACAAUGACCUGGGGCUUUACAUCAACCACUACUCAAAUGGGAUUGUGACAGUGAACUGUGCCAGGAUCAUUUAUGGUAAUCAGGUGGCCACAAAUGGUGUGGUGCAUGUCAUUGAUCGGGUCAUCAGCAGUGUGGGCAACAACAUCAAGGAAGUCCUGGAUGUCAGCGAUGACCUCUCCACCUUCAGAGCUGCUGCGUUGGCUGCUGAUAUGAUGGACAUGCUGGAUCAGCCUGGCCACUACACGCUGUUUGCUCCCACCGAUGAGGCCUUUGACAAAUUGAGCCCAGGCUACCUUGAGCGCGUAAUGGGAGACAAGGAUGUUAUUAAAGCCCUGGUGAAGUACCACCUGCUGAAGAGCGUCCAGUGUUCCGAAGCAAUCAUGGCAGGGUCGGUGUACGAGACCGCAGAGGGCAACACCAUAGAGAUCGGCUGUGAUGGUGACAGUUUGACAGUCAAUGGAAUCAAGAUGGUCCUGAAGAAGGACAUUGUCACCACCAAUGGUGUCAUCCACCUUAUCGACCAGGUGCUUGUCCCUGACUCAGCCAAGGAUGGGCUUGAGCUAAUGGGAGAGUCCAUGAGCAUGUUUAACGACUUGGUUUCUGAACUGGGCUUAGCCGCUGCUUUGGGUCCGAAGACAGAGUACACACUCCUCACUCCUGUCAACACUGCCUUUACAAACGAGUUGAUCAAUACUGAGGAGAGCCUGCUAAGAUACAUUGUGGAAAACCACAUCUUGAAGCUGAAAAUUACACUGAGUGAGCUCUACAAUGGACAGAUGCUGGAAACACUGGCUGGCAAACUGCUCCGAGUCUUCAUUUACCGCACUGCUGUGUGCAUAGAAAAUGCAUGUAUGCUGCGUGGCAGUAAAGAGGGAAGCCAUAGUGCCCUCCAUGUUAUGAGGUCCAUCAUCAAACCGGCAGAGAAAACAAUCUAUGAACUCCUGAUUGCUGACGGACGGUUCAAGAUUUUCCUGUCACUGAUGGAGACAGCAGAUCUGACUGAUCUGCUUAAGCAAGAAGGCUCCUACACCAUCUUUGCACCAACAGACGAAGCCUUUGAUGGUCUCACUAAAGAGGACCUUGCACUGCUCAAGAGUGAUCUGAAUGCUUUGAGGGUCAUUCUGCUGUACCACUUCAGUAACGGCAUCUUCAUCAAUGGAGGAUUAGAGGGAGGAGUUACCAAUCUGCUCAAAACCCUCCAGGGCAACAACCUGCAAGUUAUGGCUGUUAACAACUCUAUUCAUGUCAACUCUGUGAAUGUGCCAGACAGUGACCUGAUGGCAACAAAUGGUGUGAUCCACGUGGUAAAGAACGUUCUCUAUCCUGCAGACCUUCCUGUGGGCCGCCAGGACCUCCUGGUCCUCCUGAAGAAGCUGAUUAAGUACAUCCAGAUAAAGUUUGAAUCUGGAUAUACCUAUGCUGAGAUCCCACUCACCUUCAUCAAGAGGAUCAUCACAACUACACGUUACAUUGAAACAGACCCUGGAGUAACAAAGGUGACUAGAGUCUUUGAGGCUGAACCCCCUAAAACCAAGGUUACCAGGGUCAUCGAGACAGGAGAGCCUUCAAUCACCAAAGUAACCAGGGUCAUUGAACAGCCUACCAUUACCAAGGUUACAAGAGUCAUCGAGACAGAGCCAAUCGUCACCAAGGUGGUCGUCGAAGGGGAGCCAGUGAUCACCAAGGUAACCAGGGUCAUCGGGGGAGAACCUACCAUCACAACAGUAAGCAGGGUCGUUGAAGGAAAGCCUACUAUUACCAAGGUUACAAGAGUUAUUGAGGGUGGCGAUCGUGGUGUGGAUGGAACAGGUGGAGCCAGAUACACCACGGCGAACGAGCCUGUUAUCAUUGAGGGGCCAGACUUCUCUAAGAUCACCACCAUCCAUGGCAACCCAAAUCUGAUUGAUGAGGAAUCGGAGAGAAUUACCAAAAUCAUUAAAGAGGGAGGUAAAUUCGCUGCUGCCAGGAAAGCUCCAGCUGGAAUGAGGAGGAGAACAAGGCUGGUCAGGCGUCACCACAGACCAAGGCAGUGAAUCCAACAGAGAGAAAACACCUUCGGGCUCACCGCAGAGACUGAAUGCAUCUCCAGAACUCCUGGUCGAGUGCUGGAGGAUUGAAAAACUGUGGAUGAAUAGGGAGAGAUGACAUCGAUCUAGCUAUUUCUUUGCCCAAACCACCUGUAAGAAUGAUUGUUUACUAUUCCAUCUGGACCAUACUGUAUGUGAUAGGCAUGAUGUGUAAUAGCAAUGACAUUAGAAUACCCUUUAUGUAAGUAAUGUAAGUGUGCAAGGGAAUUGUGGACUUAUGCUGUGGGGUAGAUGGUGUGUAAAGUGAGAUGUAUUCUACCACAGAGAGAUUUUUUUAAAAGGUUUGCUUUUUUUUUUUUUUUUAAUUAUGUCACUUUAUAAACGGAUGGCUUGGGAAGAUUUUUGUAUGCUUUUUAUGGUGCUCGCAUUCUGUACAAUGGAUGCAUUUCAAAGAAUACGACAAUUGAAAAGUGUUUUGCUACCAUUAGAUGCUGUACUGAACCUCUGUAAAUUAUCACAUGGUGAUUAAAAAAUACAAAUAAUUUUUA
Plectropomus leopardus (leopard coralgrouper) is the source of this 3250-nucleotide messenger RNA. The record is from RefSeq and is a predicted model, not a curated record. NCBI's taxonomy places the organism in Eukaryota, Metazoa, Chordata, Actinopteri, Perciformes, Serranidae.